AAAAGAAUAGCAAGACUAACAGUCAACCACAAUUUACAAAAUCAUAACUGAAAAACCAAACCCCACUAGGAUAACAUUUCCUUUUAUUUUUCUUUGAGAAAGAAAAAAAAUGGUACAUUGUCAAUGGCAACCAAACUUUCACAGUAUUUCUAUCAAGAAAGAUCUUUCUUGGAAAUGCAGACCAUCUAACAGAGUUUCCAUUAACAGAAUCAGAGGUGUACAAUGUUGCAGUAGUAAUUCAUCAUUUCCAGUAUCAUCAACAACAAGGGAAGAAGAAGUGGGAUUGAAGGUUGAGGUUGGAAAUGUUGGAAAACAAAGAGGAAAUUAUGAGGUUGACUGUUUUGUGAAUGAGAAUGGUUGGUUAGUGAGAAGAAUGAUUGAGACUGAAGAAGAGAUGAAGAAAGUUGCUGGAGUUCAAGCUGAAGCAUUUCAUGAACCUGUUUUCAUCUUCAAUGAUAUUUUCCUUGAAUUCUUUCAGGCUGAAGUACUUUCUGGACUUCUUUACAGAUUAAGGAAUUCACCACCAGACAGGUAUGCAUGUUUAGUCGCGGAGCCCUCAAGUGACAGUCCUCAAGAUAUUGUUGGGGUCGUCGAUGCUACAGCGUUUAGAGAUAACGAUGUUCUUCAGUACCUUCCUGGAGCAGCAGAAUAUCUCUAUAUUUCUGGGAUAGCUGUAUUGAACAAAUUCAGGAGGCAGAAAGUUGCAACUGCUUUGCUUAAGGCUUGUGAUGUGCUUGCAAGAUUUUGGGGUUUCGACUAUCUCGCCCUAAGGGCAUAUGAGGAUGAUUUUGGUGCUCGACGAUUGUAUACAAAUGCGGGGUACAGGUUAGUUUCAAGUGAUCCGCCAUGGACAACUACGUGGAUUGGUCGAAGAAGGCGAGUUCUUAUGGUUAAAAAGGUGUUACAUGAAUCAACUACUAACAUUCAUUGAAACAAAGACUUUGCUUCAAGUGUUUUGACAGUCACUCAAAGUACCUAUGAAUUGAAAAAAUAGAAUUCUGUAAAUACAAUAUAGUUGGACAAAACUGUUUGAUUGAUCUUCAGGAAAGAGUACUGUUUCUUGACUCUUGUGAAUAUUCCUUUUAUUUUUUCAGAGCUGACUGCUGCUGUUCUAUCUUA
Molecule: messenger RNA, 1119 nt
Organism: Nicotiana attenuata
Lineage: Eukaryota; Viridiplantae; Streptophyta; Magnoliopsida; Solanales; Solanaceae
Exons: 4
Coding region: 110-931 (273 amino acids)
Biological process (GO): mitotic sister chromatid cohesion
Cellular component (GO): NatA complex; cytoplasm
Molecular function (GO): N-acetyltransferase activity
Source: RefSeq, a predicted model, not a curated record